AUGGCGCCCAUCUCUGCUAGGGGCAUCGCCUUCUUGGCCACUGCACUGCUCUCAACGCUUGUUUCAGCUGUCGAGUACCUCUCAAUCAGCGGCUCCGACUUUGUCACCAACUCGACUAACAAGCGCUUCGAUAUAAUCGGUGUCACCUACCAGCCCGGGGGCUCCUCUGGCUUCACUUCUACUGCCGAUCCCCUGAGCGACACUGAAGCCUGUCUUCGCGAUGCCAUCAUUAUGCAGAAGCUGGGGGUCAAUGUGGUCCGGAUAUACAACUUGGACGCGGAUCUCAAUCACGACGAAUGUGCAUCCAUCUUCAAUGCUGCUGGCAUCUACAUGCUCCUGGAUGUGAACAGCGGUCUUUACGGUCAGUACAUUGACCGAUCCGACCCGUCAAGCACCUACACCGUAGACUACAUGGAGCACAUCUUUGCCAUUGUCGAGGCCUUCUGGAGCUACCCCAACACUCUGGGUUUCUUCGCCGGAAAUGAGAUCAUCAACGAGGACGCUGAUGAGUCUGUACCCAAGUACAUCCGCGCCGUCGUCCGUGAUCUGAAGGAGUACAUCGCCCUGCACGCGCCGCGCAGCAUUGGCGUGGGCUACUCGGCCGCAGAUGUCGCAACCAUGCUCACAGACACGUGGGCGUACCUGGGCUGCGAGCUGGAGAACUCGACCUACUCCAAGAUGGACUUCUUCGGGCUGAACGACUACGAGUGGUGCGGCGAUAGCAGCUUCACCGAGUCGGGCUACGAUGACCUGGUCACCGACUUCUCGGGCACCGACAUCCCCGUCUUCUUCUCCGAGUACGGCUGCAACAACGUGGCGCCCCGCACCUUUACCAACGUGCCCGUGCUCUACGGCGACGACAUGGCCGAGCUCAGCGGCGGCCUGGUCUACGAGUUCACGCAGGAAACAGACAAGUACGGGCUCGUCGCCAUCAACAGCUCCACCGAGGUCACCCUGUUGCAGGACUUCAACUACCUCAUGCAGGAGUUCCUGACCAUCGACGUCGCCAGCCGCGAGGAGAUCAACAAGACGGCCGAGAGCGCCAGCGCAACCAGCUGCGCUGCGUCCCUGAUCUCCGAGUCGACCUUCCUCAGCGACUGGGACCUCCCUGACCGCCCCAGCGGCGGUGAUGACCUGGUCACCAGCGGCAUCACCAGCGCCCCCACCGGAUCUCUGGUCAGCGUCACGGCCACUACCAUGCCCGCCACCGUGUACAACUACACUGGCGCCGAAGUCACCGGGCUGGCGCUUGUGUCCCUGGGCUGUGCCGACAGCAACUACCCAGGCCUGAUUUCGACCUACACAGCUGGCGAUGAGACCUGUGUCUAUGCUACCUCCACCGGCACCUCAAGCUCGAAAAGUCUGGCUGGCCCGUCUUUCAACGUCGAUGUGGGCACUAUUGCCAUGUUCGCCGCCGUUCUGUCCGGCUUCGUUGGCGGCCUCAUGUUGUUGUAG
Messenger RNA from Neoarthrinium moseri, 1455 nucleotides. RefSeq lists its product as uncharacterized. Gene Ontology annotation, molecular function: 1,3-beta-glucanosyltransferase activity. The record is from RefSeq and is a predicted model, not a curated record. Gene Ontology annotation, cellular component: fungal-type cell wall; cytoplasm. Gene Ontology annotation, biological process: fungal-type cell wall (1->3)-beta-D-glucan biosynthetic process. The transcript is spliced from 2 exons. Lineage: Eukaryota; Fungi; Ascomycota; Sordariomycetes; Amphisphaeriales; Apiosporaceae. The coding region runs from base 1 to 1455 and encodes 484 amino acids.